Messenger RNA from Trichoderma virens Gv29-8, 906 nucleotides. RefSeq lists its product as uncharacterized. The record is from RefSeq and is a predicted model, not a curated record. The coding region runs from base 1 to 906 and encodes 301 amino acids. The transcript has 4 exons. Lineage: Eukaryota; Fungi; Ascomycota; Sordariomycetes; Hypocreales; Hypocreaceae.
AUGCGUUACCUUCUCCCGGCAGUGCUCGGUGCACUGAGCCUGAUCUACGUCGAUGGUGUUGCUGCCCAGGACGUUCCCACUUGUGUGCCUGGUUGUGCAGACACUGUCAAAGGCCAAUUCCCCCAGUAUGGCUGCGUUAGUGCAGAUGAUGCUGCCUGUCUCUGUGCAAAUGCCAACUUCGGAUUUGGCGUUCGAGACUGUGGUCAGAGCGGAUGCGGCGCUACGGAUGUCCAGAUCCAGGCCUUUCUAGCUGGGUCUUUUUGUCAGGGUCAACAGUUGGCGUUUACGCCUACUGACGCACAAGCUCCUCCGACGUCAACGUCUGCCGGCCCACCAUCGUCGACGGCUCCUCCAGGCGAAACAACCCCAAUCCCAACAUCACCCUCGUCCACGACUGCUCCGAACUCGGAAACAGCACCUCCGUCUUCAUCCUCGACCACGGCGCCACCAACCACAACAGCACCGCCCUCAACAGCACCUCCCACUCAGACCUCUGCUCCGUUGACAGCAACCCCUCCACACCAAAACUCCACGAUCCCCGUGUCUACGCCAACAUCACCGCCUUCUACCACAACCUCUGUUGCCUCUUCCACCUCUGCCGCCACUACAUCAAGUCCCACUGCUAGUGAAACGUCCGCAGCUGCUCCGGCUGGUGGUUUGUCUCAAGGUGCGGCCAUUGGAAUCGGAGUCGGUGUUGCUGGUGGUGUAAUUGCAAUUGCGCUUGUUGGCGCCUUCUUUUUCCUGAAAAAUCGCAGCCGAACUCACGAUUCCUUCGACAUCUCUCAGCCUCCUCCUAGCUCGGGGCGUGGUCAAGGCGCGUUCGAAAAGUAUUCGAAUGAUCUCGAACUGGUUUCCAACCGGUACGAAGAUAUGAUACCUCGGCAGCAGCCAAGAGCCAUGGUGUAA